GGCAUGGCCGACAUCCUGAAAGCUAAUAUCACCUUUGCCCUGGACCUCCUGAAGAAGCUGGGAAAGGACAGCUCCCGUAAUGUGUUCUUCUCACCCCUGAGCAUCUCCUCUGCCCUGGCUAUGGUCUACCUGGGGGCCCGGGGAAACACUGCGGAGCAGAUGUCCCAGGCUCUCAGCUUCCACCGGGUCAGAGGCGAUGUGCAUCAGGCCUUUCAGGAUAUGAUGGGCUUCGUGAACAAGCCAGGUGCCCAGUACCAACUCAAGAUGGCCAACCGCAUCUUCGGGGACAAGACUUAUGAGUUUUUAUCCUCUUUCAAGGACUCCAGCCUCAAAUUUUAUCAUGCCGAGAUGGAGGAGCUGGAUUUUUCUCAGGCCACAGAGCAGUCCUGGAAUCACAUCAACUCCUGGGUUGCCCAGAAGACAGAAGGCAAGAUUACUGAGCUGCUCAAGCCUGGUACAGUUAACUCAGAGACUGCGCUGGUUUUGGCCAAUGCCAUCUACUUCAAAGGAAACUGGGAGAGGCAAUUUAAGGAGGAAAAUACUGAGGAAAGCCCCUUCAAAAUCAGCAAGAAUGUGAGCAAGCCAGUGCAGAUGAUGCGCCAGUCAGCCACCUUAAAAAUGACCUACAUUAAAGAGAUCUUCACCCAGAUCCUGAUGUUGCCCUAUGUUGACAAAAAACUGAACAUGAUCAUCAUGCUCCCGGAUGAGGACAGGGACUUGAAGACGCUGGAGAGCAAGCUGACCUACGAAAAGUUCAAGAAGUGGACGCGAAUGGACAUGAUGAACGAAGAGGAUGUGGAGGUGCUGCUCCCCCGGUUUAAGCUGAAGGAGGAAUACGACCUGGAGGUCGUCCUGAGGGAGCUGGGCAUGACUCUCGCCUUUGACCAGGCUGCAGCCGACCUCUCAGGCAUGUCGUCCAAGCAGGACCUCUGUCUGUCCAAGGUGGUGUACAAGGCCUUGGUGGAGGUGAACGAGGAGGGCACUGAGGCAGCAGCAGCCAGUGAAGCUAGAGAGAUGGUACGCUGUGACACCAUCUUGCCCGAAUUCUGUGCCAACCACCCCUUCCUCUUCUUCAUUCAGGAUAGCCAGACCCAAAGCAUCCUCUUCUGUGGGCGAUUUUCUUCUCCUUGA
Suncus etruscus (white-toothed pygmy shrew) is the source of this 1131-nucleotide messenger RNA. RefSeq names its product serpin B6-like. Gene Ontology annotation, cellular component: cytoplasm. The transcript has 6 exons. Lineage: Eukaryota; Metazoa; Chordata; Mammalia; Eulipotyphla; Soricidae. Gene Ontology annotation, molecular function: serine-type endopeptidase inhibitor activity. Gene Ontology annotation, biological process: negative regulation of endopeptidase activity. Bases 4 to 1131 code for a protein of 375 amino acids. The record is from RefSeq and is a predicted model, not a curated record.